UGAUCAAGAAGUUAAUGUGUUUUUAGCUAUUCGCGGUGUUGGAAUUGAACCAAAUUCGAAAAUUGAAAGUGAUGUGAAAAAAUAUGGAUUGUGCAGCUCUGGCUCUUUAUGCAUUGGGAAAAGAUAUCCCUGA
Messenger RNA from Dentiscutata heterogama, 133 nucleotides. The record is from the annotation of a GenBank genome assembly. NCBI's taxonomy places the organism in Eukaryota, Fungi, Glomeromycota, Glomeromycetes, Diversisporales, Gigasporaceae.